AUGGCGACAAAGGUGCAUACUGUUGCACAGACAGGCUUCGGGACUGGGACGAAUGAGCUUUAUGAUCGGGCUCGCCCGUCGUACCCAGCGGAGUGUCUUUCAUACAUUCGCCAGGUGUCCAAGAGCACAGCACCUUUGAACAUCAAUUGUGGGGCAGGGACAGGUAUUUUCACCCGUGCCUUGUUAGCUCACCCUGAGUGGGCUACGAGCAUUGGCACGCUGAGGGCUGUCGAACCUAGCGACGGCAUGUGUGAUGUGUGGACGAAGACUGUCAAUGAUGAUCGCAGUACCAUUGUCAAAGGAACAUUUGAUAACACUGACCUUAUUAUUAUCGCACAGGCUUUCCAUUGGUGCCCCGACUAUGGGAAAGCAUCGGCUGAAUUCGCCCGUAUCUUGAAGAAGGACGGUGCAGUUGUGUUUAUAUGGAACCUUGAAGACAGGUUCGCUUCUGUUUUUUUUUCUCCGCUACGAGAUGGUGCAGGCUGGGUUGCGCAACUCCGUGACCGCAUCGAGGUUCAUGAGAAAGGGACACCCCAAUUUCGCCUCGGUCUCUGGAGGAAGACGUUCUCUACACCUGAGUAUAUCUCCUCGUUCCACCCUCAGGAUGAGGAAGAAUGGGCAUACCAUCUUCUUGCUAGCGAGCAAAUUGUUACGGAUCGCGCUAAGAGUAAGAGUUACAUUACCAUGCUCCCUCCAGAUGAAAAGGCCAAGGUAGUGGAGGACGUCAAAGGUAUCCUUGAGCGGGGAGAUGAUAAAGUCUGGAUUAACAAGGAGGAAGGCACGUAUCAAUAUCCAUAUAAGACUUACAUAGUGGUAUCUAGAAAGAAGUAG
Messenger RNA from Suillus clintonianus, 831 nucleotides. RefSeq lists its product as uncharacterized. Gene Ontology annotation, molecular function: S-adenosylmethionine-dependent methyltransferase activity. The record is from RefSeq and is a predicted model, not a curated record. The transcript has 6 exons. Lineage: Eukaryota; Fungi; Basidiomycota; Agaricomycetes; Boletales; Suillaceae. Bases 1 to 831 code for a protein of 276 amino acids.